Messenger RNA from Alternaria alternata, 1785 nucleotides. Its product is annotated as HET-domain-containing protein. Bases 1 to 1785 code for a protein of 594 amino acids. The record is from RefSeq and is a predicted model, not a curated record. NCBI's taxonomy places the organism in Eukaryota, Fungi, Ascomycota, Dothideomycetes, Pleosporales, Pleosporaceae. The transcript has a single exon.
AUGUGUGGGUCAUCUUCUAGAAAGAAGCGUAUAAGCAGCUAUUGGUCAUCUUUGGAGUCUCAGGGAACGAAACUUCCAUGCUUCGCGAUCUUAACCUCGACAAAGACCGUAUAUUUUGCUCAAAGCAGUAUUCUACGGUCCGUGCCAGCAAAGUUGCGUGAUAUCAUGCUUGCGAAGAGCUGGAUACUCGAAUGCCUACAAUCGCACGAGGGACAUUGUGGUCAAGACGGUUCUUCUGGUUUCCCAUUGAAGGUGAUAGAUUGUGCUUCACGAAAGCUAUGCGAGAUUGCUCCUGGAACUCCAUAUGUCUGCUUGAGCUAUGUCUGGGGUAACACUUCUGUCGCUCAUGAGAUCUCUUCGACCCUUUCGGGAUGCUUGCCCAAGACCAUAGAGGAUUCAAUAUGGGUCACGUUACAACUAGGGUAUUCAUAUAUAUGGAUCGAUCGAUAUUGCAUCGAUCAACAAAACGAUGCUGAAAAGCAUUACCUUAUCAUGUAUAUGGGCGCCGUGUAUAGAGGAGCGAAGCUCACAAUUAUCGCUGCAGCAGGGGACAGUCCCCAUAGUGGCCUUCCUGGUAUCAAUGGAACACCUCGACGUCAGCAGUACAGUCAUACAGUAGGGACAUCAGGCCAACAGAUCAUCGGCCUUGAGGUACCGAAACAGGACAUAGAAGAUUCGGUCUGGAAUACUCGUGGAUGGACGUUCCAAGAGCUGGUACUCUCAAGACGUCGGUUAGUCUUCACAAGAUCACAGAUGUACUUCCAAUGCAACAACAUGCAUCGCUUGGAGAAUCUGCCUCCACGGCACCCGGCUUCAUCCAGCCCUGAUCCUUCCAUGGAUGCAGGAAUAAGUCACGAUAAUCUCAUAGCAUUUCCCAAUCUAAAUAUUGGUUCCACAGUACAAACAAUCUAUCGGCAGAUCGAGGAAUAUUAUCACAGGAACCUAUCAUUCCACGAAGACAUCGUCAAAGCUGUCACUGGCAUCAUAAAUUCCUUCGAAUUGGGACAAGGUACAGAUCGAAUACGUGCCACUCAAUUAUUUGGCUUGCCAAUAUUCUACAGCCAGACGUCGCCUACUUUCUGCUUGCCAUCAGAAAAGAAAUGUAGCCCUACAGUUUUCACACCAACUUCAACCUUCGCACAUAGUCUAAUCUGGACUAUAUCGCCGCCCUUUGACACAGAGUAUAGUGUUGUCACGGAUACUCUUUUCCCAUCGUGGAGCUGGGCUAGCUGCAAAAACCAUUACGAUCCAAUCUACGAAUGCAAUUUUACCUGGGAAACUUCACUAGUAGACUUUUCCUGCGAAGAAAGUUUGCAAGUUUGGAUUAACAAUGAGAGCGGAAGGAGUUUAGAGUUAGACGAAUACAUCAAGACGUGGGACCAAGAAGACGAUAGAUUACUUGCGCCAAAGAUCUCUAUCAAGAGCUGGGUAGUCUUAUGGAACACGGAACCGUAUCAGAAUAGCAGUGUUCACGACGACCGGGCUUUGACCUGGAGUUUCAAGAUGGGAGACGAUAUCAUGUUAGAUCAUUCAGAGACUCCACCGAGUGACAGCCUGGCCGCGAUAUACCUUGGAAGCAACCAGUCAUUGGGAAGGCCCAAUGAUAGGGAAUAUAAGGAUGCAGUAUUGCUGGUAGUAGAGAAGGUCGACGAUUCGACAUGGCGCCGGAUCGGUGUGCUUCGAUGCCCUCGUAAGAGAGUUUCGCACUGGGAAAACACUCUCGCCUGGCUCAAUCGUAUCAAGCGAGAAGGCGACUGGAAGAUGCGCACACUGUGUCUGGUCUAA